This is a messenger RNA of Pyrenophora tritici-repentis Pt-1C-BFP, 783 nucleotides long. Lineage: Eukaryota; Fungi; Ascomycota; Dothideomycetes; Pleosporales; Pleosporaceae. The record is from RefSeq and is a predicted model, not a curated record.
AUGAAGAUCCAGGAGUUGCACAAACAAUACGACUUGUUUCCUGAAUGGCACAAAACCAUCAAGGACGUGAUGGAAAUUGGGAUGAUUACUCGACAUAUUCCCUGGGCAAUAGUUCCCUUGUUUUUCCUACCUGAAUGGUUUGUGUCUCGAACUUUCCCUAAGGUGAUGAGAACCAAGAAGUAUAGACAAAAGUGUGAUGAAGUCGCUAGAGCAGUCUUUCAAGGAUCCAAAGCCAAAGACGAUACCUUGGAGGGAGAACCAUCAACUCACCCCCCUCUUUUCAAUGGGCUUGCAAAUGCCCGGCUUCCACCCGAAGAAAGAACGGAGGAGAGAGUCAACCAUGAGAUUGUGAGCCUCAUCGGAGCUGGGACGGAGACCACAGCAAAUACGCUCGCAGUGAUCACUUUCCAUGUUCUGGACAAGCCCCAAAUACUAAAUAGGUUGAGGAACGAGCUAGGAAAUACAGGAGUUAUAUUCGAAGGCCUUAGGCUCUCCUAUGGAUUAUCCCAUCGUUCUCAGCGGAGUUCACCAGAAGGGCCACUCUACUACAAGGAUAUUAAAAUUCCGCCAAACACCCCUGUCGGCAUGACGUCUGUUAUGAUUCAUCACGAUGAAUCCAUAUUCCCUCGCUCGCACGACUUUAUUCCUGAGCGUUGGACAGAUCUACAAGAGCGAAAGAUUUUGAACAAAUACCUAGUAGCAUUUGGUAGAGGUUCAAGACAGUGCGUUGGGAUGAAGAAUAUAUGGAUCAAAGCUGGACUGAGCGCUCGGUCUGGAAGAUGA